AUGUAUGAAACUAUAAGUGAAUAUAAUAGCAAUGAAACUAUGGAGAAGAUUACAUUACCUAAACAUUAUAAUGAUACAGAUACUAAAUUAAGUAUAGAAGAGGCUAUAUUUAGACUUGAAAAUCUUAUGAUUAAAGAUACUAUUAGUCCAAAAAAAUGUAUUAAAGAUAAGUUAAUAAAUACAUCAUCGCUUAGAGUAGUAAGUGAGCUGUUGAUAAGCUUUGCAAACAAUCAAAUAAUAAAGGAAGUUUCUGAGGAAAUAAUUACUGAUAUUACUAGAUCUCAAGAUAUAACCUCAAUGACUAAGGUAGUUGGGAUACUAGCUUUAUCCCCAUCAAAUGUAAGCCAUUUACCACCUACAGAAUUAGAUGGGGUAACAGGUUUGAUGAUUUUAACAAAUGCACUCUCAAACAUUGGAAUAAGUGUUGUAAUUAUGACUGAUUCUAUUAAUCAGCCUAUAAUGAAGCAAAUGUUUGAAGUUUAUGAUUGUAAUUACAAAGAUAUUCAUCAGGAAAUUGGAUACCCACCAGAUGUAUUUGAACUAGAACAAGGUAAAAUAUAUAUUGUAGGAGUUGUUCCAUUACCAGGUAUAACUGAUGAAUGGCAAAAAUUUUUAGAUAAAUUAUACAAGAAAUUUCAGUUAAUAAUUACUCUUGGUAGGAUUAAAAAAGAUUUAUCUACUGGUAUUUAUCGGAAUACAAGAGGAUUAAGAAUGAAUCAUUAUUGUGCGGAUAUUGAUUCAAUAUUUUAUAAAGCUAAAGAGGAUUGUAUUACAACUAUUGCAAUAUCUGAUUUUUCAUAUAAGCAAUUAGGAAGUGACUUAAGUGGUGAUCAUGAAAUUAAUAAUGAAAAUACAUAUAUAGAUAAAAAUAAUGAAAAUAAGAUAAUAUCUGAUAAUAGAGAUAAAGAAAGAAUAUCUAAAUAUUUGGCUGAUCAUAUUUUAGUUGGUCAUACUGUUGAUUGGGUAUGUUAUUUUUUGACUUCUUGUAUAGGAUUAUUAUACAAGAAAUCAGAAAUAUCACAAAUAAUUGAUAAUUUAAAUAAUAAUAAAGAAUUAAGAACAUUACCAUUUGAGGAUUUUUUACCUCAGGAAGAGACAUUUCAAACUAUUAAUAAUAAAAUUCUUGAGUUAGAAAUUUGGGAUUCUAAAUAUGGAAGUACUUUAAAGAAAGGUUUUUCAUAUGAGCGUGAUUGGGAAGUUAGAAUGAAAAUUAGAAGAGUUGCUGCCCAAGUAGGAUUACCAGUUUAUUAUGAAAAUGCUUAA
Molecule: messenger RNA, 1263 nt
Organism: Cryptosporidium muris RN66
Lineage: Eukaryota; Apicomplexa; Conoidasida; Eucoccidiorida; Cryptosporidiidae
Exons: 1
Coding region: 1-1263 (420 amino acids)
Source: RefSeq, a predicted model, not a curated record